Messenger RNA from Pyricularia pennisetigena, 906 nucleotides. RefSeq lists its product as uncharacterized. The record is from RefSeq and is a predicted model, not a curated record. Lineage: Eukaryota; Fungi; Ascomycota; Sordariomycetes; Magnaporthales; Pyriculariaceae. The coding region runs from base 1 to 906 and encodes 301 amino acids. The transcript has a single exon.
AUGAAACUCGUCACCAGGAUCGCGCUGCUCUUCACGGCAGCCGCGACGGCCGAGGUGGUGGUCAGCCGGGUAGUGGACGACUUCCCCUGGUCGAACCCGUUCGGCGAGCACGAGACGCCGCCGGGGUUCGAGGCGACGUGCACGGCGACGCGGACCUUCACGGCGCGGCAGCACCUGCUCAGCGAGCUGCAGAACGAGGAGCCGCUGGGCCUGCAGCCGUGGGCGAACGCGCUCAAGUACUUUUUCGGCGGGCGGCCGUUCCCGGGGAGCUGGGACGGCGUCGACGAGCACGGGCCCAAGCGCGACGUGGUGCUCAUGAACUUCACCGACAUGCCCGAGGCGGUCAAGAGGUGGUCGGAGGUGCAGCGCAGAGACAAGGAGAGCGACGGCAUGUGGCUGUUUGGCGUCUACCACAAGAACAAGCCGGGCAUCAAGAUCAAGGGCACCGCCACGCCCAGGCCCAGGCCUACCGCCAGCGUGGUGGCGGGUGGUGGUGAUGACGACGCGGGCGAGGGGGUGGACGCCGAGGCGGCGAGGCUGCCGCCGGACGAGGACCUGGUCGUCAUGUUCGCGGCCGGCGCCGUCUACCACACGCUGCCGCUGUGGGUGGCCGAGGGCAGCGGGUGCGAGGCCGAGCUGGCGGAUCUGGAGAGGUACGGGCCGGUGCUCAAGGACGGCGGCGUCACGGGCUGGGUGGUGGACCGGACGGUGCCGGACCUCGACUCCAACAGCCGGGAGAUCAAGUUCACGGUCAAGGCGCAGGUCCUCAAGGAGACCGAGGCCGGGAAGAAGGCACGCGUCGCGAGGGAGAAGGAGGAGGCCGAGGCUUCGGCAGCCGCUCUGGCUGCUUCGAGGUCCGCCGAGGCUGCCGAGGCUGCGGCGACCGAUGCCAAGGAUGAGUUGUAG